Brassicogethes aeneus is the source of this 2356-nucleotide messenger RNA. Lineage: Eukaryota; Metazoa; Arthropoda; Insecta; Coleoptera; Nitidulidae. The record is from the annotation of a GenBank genome assembly.
UCAGCUGUUAUUUUUAUCUGUCAAAUGUAGAAAAUCUGUACGAUGUGUGUCGGGUAAAAUUCGCAAAUUUAGGUGGUUUUUGGACAGAGAUGAGGCACAAAGAUGGCAGUAAAUCGACAACAUUACAACUUCCUCUGCCAGCAUUAUUCUAAAUCUAUCUUGGAAUCCAAGUUAAUGCUAGAUGAGGACAUGGAAGUUAUACAGUGCGAUUAUUACAAUGAAAAUUCAUCCGAUUACUCUUACAGACCCUCUUUAUUCUUCACUGUUGGCACUACCCUCUCCCUGGGUUUCACCAUACUCAGCAAAAGAAUAGGUUUCAACGUUUUAUUGGUGCCCUCAAUUUUAUUUGCCACUUUUACUUUGGUUUACGAAGUAAGCGAGAUUUUGAGAAAUAAACGACAGAGGAGUAACAUCAAUAAUUUGAUAGACGCGUUAAAAAAUAUACGUUAUUUGAACAACAAUGUGGCACAUUUUGUUAAGUUGAGGCACGAGAUCAAAGAGAAUGGUCCCUGUAAGUUUUUUGAAGCAAUUACUCCGCAAGUGCACAGUUUGGUUUGUUUUGUAAAUAAAAAUGAAACUGAAGUUUUACACAAAAUCAAGCAUUUUUUGCUGCAACUAUCGAAGUUGGAGGAGAGUUUGGAGGACGACGUGAGCAUUAUACACGAAGUUAUUUUAGAUAACGAUAUUGGCUGUGAGAUGGAGUCAAUUGUUUUGAUGGAAAGUUUGCAGAGAUUGCAAGCCAUCUACGUGUUGUUUAUCUCGAAACUGCUGAGUUAUAUUUGCAUUGUUUUGAAUAGGCCUGUGCAAGAGUAUGAAUUUAAGAAGCUGGUUUUUAACUACAUAGUGCCAGAAUUGUUGUGUGACAUAGAAACGUGCCAUAAUUCUAUUAAAAGUAAGUUUGAGCUGGUAAAAUAUUCCAAGGAGAGGGUGAGAAAGAACUAUAAAGACAUGAAUAAAUUAACGAACCAUCUCGCCAAAUCCAUGAGCAAUAGGAUGCAGCAAACUUUGGUUUACUCCACCUCGAAUCUUUCGAUCAUUUUGGAAAAAUCCGAAACGCUGUUAAACUCCAUGGAAGGGCGCACCGAUGAAGACGAUUUAAGCGAUAUAGCGCCCUCUAUUGAGGACUUAAAGAAACACACUUACUCCACAUACGAAACCCUCGACAUACUGUGCAAGUUUUUCGACGUCUACAACAGCAAAAGAACGCGAAAACACGAUCUUGAAAGUCCGAUAAAUUUGGUGAAGAAAGUCGAGAACAGCAUAAAUUUAACCACAAUUAAAUACGACGAUAUCAUCCAGCCAAACGAGGAAGAAUACGAAUUAGAAAUGAAAAAUGAAGAACAAACUGUUGACAACUUCACAGGUGAAUAUCAUGAUGAUAACGGAAAAUGUAUGGGGUUAAUGAUACAGGAGAUGAAGCAGGCUCUGAAAAAACACCAAAGAUUCAUAGACGCCAAAAAGCGAAGGGGCAGCGUUGAUGAGCAACCAAAACUGAAGCCCAUAAAGGAAAGUGAAGAACCCAUCCCCAAAUUCGACUUAAACGAAAAGGUGGAGAAAAUUUUUGACGCCAAACACAGCAAAAUACCUGAACCGCCACCUUUUCCUAUACCAAGUUUUAUAGACAUUGAAGAAGGGGGCAAGAUGACAAGUAUGUUGGAUAGUAUUAAAUUAUUGUCUAAUCAGAUUGAUAUUAAGGAGGAUUAUUUUGGGGAUGACAGCAUGGAGAGUUCCGACAGUGAAUACUAAUUUAUUAAUAAAAAAAUAAAAAACGUUAAUUUAAGGUUUUAUUGAGUUUAAUUUCAAUAAUCUGACUGUGAGUCAAAAGUUUCAGUGUCAGAUAUUUCAGAAUCCGAUAUUUCCAAAUCUGUAUUUUCUGUUACCUUAUCAGCUUUGGCUUGUAAACACGUUUUUUCCCCCUUAUCAUCAGGCUUGUCCAUGUUCUUAACAUCCUUUAAAUCAAACUUGACACCAUAUUUUCUCAAAGUUUCUUUAUAUUUACUCUGAUUUUCCAACUCCUUAAAAUAAGUAUCGUAAUAUUGUAAAGAUUGCUUUAAUUGAUUAAUCAUGAUAUAAAAAUCUUUAUUUUCCAAGCUUUCUUGUCGAUUAUUAUUCAUAAUUGAAUGUUACGUAAAAAAAAUAUUUGACAAAUAAUAAUUGUCAAAAACAUGUCUUACUUUUGCAUUAAUAUCGUUUUCAAAGUUGAAUAAUUGUUGCCUUAUUCUCGCAAUACAUGUUUCUAUUGGCUCAUUACUUAAAUCAUCAUCAUGUAAAGUCAUGUUAAAUAUUUCCUUUAAAUCUUUUUUAUUUUCCAUUUUAAAAAUAUUGUAAGUAUAAUCGUGUCAAUAAAUAUGACAAA